AUGAGCACUAAAACGGAAAGGGAAAGAUUAGGUACAUACGGAGUAGUUCCAUGGUUAUGCCUUUUCCUGUCCUCAACCUUGGAACUAUACGUAAGAACGACCUGCUUUUCGAAAUCCAAAUUCCCACUAUAUAUCACAUCCAGGGAAGUUUGA
Messenger RNA from Penicillium expansum, 153 nucleotides. RefSeq lists its product as uncharacterized. The coding region runs from base 1 to 153 and encodes 50 amino acids. The transcript has a single exon. The record is from RefSeq and is a predicted model, not a curated record. Lineage: Eukaryota; Fungi; Ascomycota; Eurotiomycetes; Eurotiales; Aspergillaceae.